AUGAGCUCGGGAACCGAGCCCCGAGCACCCGGGACACCCUUCAGCAUCGCAGACAUACUAGGCCCGCGCAUGGCCCGCCGGGCACCCCUGGCGCCACAGUUCCCCGAGUCGGGUCCUGGUCCCAGAUCGCCGCUGUGCGCGCUGGAGGAGCUGACUAGUACAACUUUCCGCGGACUCGACGGGCGCGUCCUGCAGCCCUCUGAAGGCCGCCCCGCCCCGGGCGCGUUGAGCCCGGGCUCAGUGGGCCGCAAACGGCGCAAGUCACGCACGGCGUUCACCGCGCAGCAGGUGCUAGAGCUGGAGCGGCGCUUCGUCUUCCAGAAGUACCUGGCGCCGUCCGAGCGCGACGGGCUGGCUGCGCGACUGGGCCUGGCCAACGCGCAGGUCGUCACGUGGUUCCAGAACCGGCGCGCCAAGCUCAAGCGCGACGUGGAGGAGAUGCGCGCCGACGUGGCCUCGCUCCGCGCGCUGUCCCCGGGAAUCUUGCCCGGCCUUGCGCUGCCAGACGGUGCCCCAGGCCCCUGCCCGGCCCCUCCUGACCCCGGACCACACCUGUCUGACGAAGAGAUACAGGUGGACGAUUGA
This is a messenger RNA of Trichechus manatus latirostris (Florida manatee), 585 nucleotides long. RefSeq names its product ladybird homeobox 2 (gene LBX2). The transcript is spliced from 2 exons. Gene Ontology annotation, biological process: regulation of transcription by RNA polymerase II. Gene Ontology annotation, molecular function: sequence-specific double-stranded DNA binding; DNA-binding transcription factor activity, RNA polymerase II-specific. NCBI's taxonomy places the organism in Eukaryota, Metazoa, Chordata, Mammalia, Sirenia, Trichechidae. Gene Ontology annotation, cellular component: nucleus. Bases 1 to 585 code for a protein of 194 amino acids. The record is from RefSeq and is a predicted model, not a curated record.